AAGCAACUCAAACAUAUAAGCAAUAAACUGUCUUGGUAUAUAAAGUCUUGCAUAUUGGGUGAAAUUCAGCAGCCGCCGAUCAGCAGUGUCGAGGUGACCAUCGUUUCCGACAACCCGUUGCGCAAGUGAAGAUGAAGUUCGUCCUAAUUAUCCUGAUAUCAGUCCUUGUCGUCGGCACUCACCAGUAUUUUCAUCAUCGACCUAGGGAAAUGCCCUGGGUUUCGCCAUAUCUGCCACAUUCCUUUAUCGUUUACCUCACUAAGCCUAACCCACCUACAAGUUACCCAACACAGAGUGAAGAUCUUAUUACGGACUAUGUUGCCCCAGAUAGUGGUAAACGACCCAUCAAUGCUGAUGAACUGUACACGUUUCCAGACACCAGGUUAAGAUUCAAGGGCUUCAGUCGUGACCAAGCGUCUAACUCGAAUGACCAGCUGGAUGCCCGGCUGUUGUUUGCAAACAAUGGCAUUUACACUAACCCUUUUUUGAAAACGGUGACAUUUACAUACCGAACGUCGCUGUCGCUCACCUCUUAUGUGACUUGCGUGCCAGCCAACCAACUACUGAACGGUGCUGGUGCUACGUAUUGCCGCCGCAAGAGAAGGACCAUCAACGUCGCUGCCGAUGAAAUCGCCGAAGGCAAUCAAUUCCUCAUCACUCCCUCGGAAACUCAAAAGUUAGCGACAACGGCUAUUUCUUCGCCCUCUCGGAAUUUAGACCAGCUUUCAUCAUCCAAAGACGACGCCGCCCUAGAGGAACUGUCGGCGAUCGAUCAGAGUCAAAUAAGACGGCAAAGAUUGCUGUUCCUAAAUAGAAAUCAAUUUGUAAUAUCUUCAACUGUGACUUCGUUUUCGUUUUCAAACGCAACCGUUACGGUUACGAAAAAUCUUUUCAACGCUAACCAAGCUGUCCAAUGUCUGGCUGCUCCUGACGUGAAUAUGCCGCAAUGCAUUGCCUGUUUGCCACCCGGCUUUAUUGUUUGCAAUGCCUCUGGUUAAACAAGCCAGCACGAUUUGCGGUCAGCUUUCAUUCCAUUGCAAAUUUGACGCUGAAACCCUCGACAUAUGCCUAAACUUUAGUUUCGAAUUAUUCGUGCAUUCUUCCCUUCUAUAUUCCACUAACGUGUGGGAUGUUGGUCUCUUCAAGUGGAUUUUUGUAUUUCGAUCCAAAUAUACUACCAUAGAAGCAUUA
This is a messenger RNA of Daphnia magna, 1191 nucleotides long. RefSeq lists its product as uncharacterized. The record is from RefSeq and is a predicted model, not a curated record. The transcript is spliced from 4 exons. Bases 132 to 998 code for a protein of 288 amino acids. NCBI's taxonomy places the organism in Eukaryota, Metazoa, Arthropoda, Branchiopoda, Diplostraca, Daphniidae.